Macadamia integrifolia is the source of this 1363-nucleotide messenger RNA. RefSeq names its product probable galacturonosyltransferase-like 3. The record is from RefSeq and is a predicted model, not a curated record. Gene Ontology annotation, cellular component: Golgi apparatus. The transcript has a single exon. Gene Ontology annotation, molecular function: glycosyltransferase activity. NCBI's taxonomy places the organism in Eukaryota, Viridiplantae, Streptophyta, Magnoliopsida, Proteales, Proteaceae. Bases 135 to 1220 code for a protein of 361 amino acids.
CACCUUUGCUUCCUAAUUACAAUUCUCACUUACUUUCUCACUCUAACACAGACGACACACACUAUUUCCAUUUGGGUUUCUCAUUUUCUCUGGUCUUAUCCCUUCCAAUUUGCAGCUUCCGCUGCCCACCUACCAUGAAUCCAGCCUCUCCAUUCCAUCUCUUGCUUUUCCUCUCCACCAUAAUCAGCGCCGCCGCCUCCUCCUCCUCCGCCACGACCACCAGAUGGCCGUCAACGGCGACUUUGUCCCGGGAACUUCCAGCAUUCAGAGAAGCCCCAGCUUUCAGAAACGGCAUUGGAUGUCCAAAGGUACUCUGGUCAUCUCUAAACAAACGAUCUCUCCACAUUCACAACCCAUCAAUCAUCCACAUCGCCAUGACCCUCGACACAACCUACCUUAGAGGCUCCGUCGCUGGAAUCCUCUCAAUCCUCCGCCACUCUUCCUGCCCAGAAAACAUAGUCUUCCAUUUCCUCGCUUCCCACCGCCGCUCAGAACUCCGUCACGCCAUCUUCACCACUUUCCCUUACCUCACCUUCCACCUUUACCACUUCGAUACCAAUUUAGUCAAAGGCAAGAUCUCAUCUUCGAUCCGUAGAGCAUUGGAUCAACCCUUAAACUACGCUAGAAUCUACUUAGCCGAUCUCCUCCAUUCAGGUGUUCGUCGGAUCAUCUACUUCGAUUCCGAUCUAAUCGUCGUCGAUGACGUGUCGAAGCUUUGGGAAAUCGAUUUGGGUACCCACGUUUUAGGCGCUCCGGAAUAUUGCCACGCUAACUUGACCCAUUAUUUUACUGACAAGUUCUGGUCUGAUCCGCUUUUCUCGAGGGCAUUUCAGGGCCGUAAACCUUGUUAUUUUAACACAGGUGUCAUGGUUAUAGACGUGUGGAGAUGGAGACAAGGGAGGUUUACAGAGAAGCUAGAAUCAUGGAUGACGAUACAGAAGAAGCAUAGGAUAUAUGAACUGGGUUCAUUACCUCCGUUCUUGUUGGUUUUUGGUGGAGAUGUGAAAGGGGUUGGACACAGGUGGAAUCAACACGGGCUUGGUGGUGAUAAUCUGGAAGGGCUUUGCAGGAAUCUUCAUCCUGGACCGGUUAGUUUACUACACUGGAGUGGGAAAGGAAAACCAUGGUUGAGAUUGGAUUCUAGACAUCCUUGUCCAUUGGAUAGCUUAUGGGCACCGUACGAUCUGUAUCGCCACUCAUCUCUAUUGUCUGAUAGCUAGUUAAUCUAAUGAUUCAUGAUUCUUCUCUAUUUUGUAAAUUAAAAGAUCAGAUUUUUUUUCUUAAACUUCAUUUUUGUGUAUAUAAGGACUUGUUUGGUUAAGCAUUAGCUGGACAGUUACUAUUCACUACUGUUUUGACUUUA